AACAGUUUCAGAGAUGCGCAUAGCUUCGCCCAUUGAAACAGCCGGAACCUGGUACUAGAAGAGGAACCUGGCGAACAGUCUGUCGAGUCGAAACAAUGGGUAAAAUGAGGAAAGUGCCCGCAGUGUGCAAGGACAGUCCCCUAGCAAAAUCAGCCUUUUUCCGCCGGAAGGAGUAUGAUAUCAGCUGGCACGCGAUCGCGAAUUCGGUCAAGAAGAAGAAAAUUGUCCGAGAUGGUCCAAGCCGACAGAUAGAGAAGAAGAAGCCAUGCCGAGAUGUGACCAAUGGAAUAGCGAAGCUCAAGGCGCAAGUUCCCAAUUAUAAGCCUCGAGUCUCGAAAGAGGAGAUGGAAGCCAUGGGAUGCGAACCGAUCGGCAUCUUGGCGAAAAACACCCUUGGCAAGAGCCGCGACGGUGAGAAUCGACAACUUUCGUUCUCCUUCGGCACUCUACUCAAUGAGAAAACGCCGAAGCGUGGCACGCCCCUGACCCAGAGAUGCGUGGUGGAAAUGGGUCGGAAUAAAAACAAAGAACUUGAAGAACUGGAGGAAACAGUCUCGAAAAUCCGGAAAGCUGUUCAAAAAGGAACGAUGAGCGUCGAGGAAGCGCUUACCGAUAUCGAGGGGCUGAAGUUCCGCCGCCAAUCAUCGUCGAGUGCGAAAUUUUUCCAGCUAGAGAUGCAACUCAGGAAGCAGAAGGGAGAUUCCUUGGAAGCUUGCGUUGCUUGUGUUCGGGGCAUUUUCGCGGCUCGGGACACCAGAUCGAGGUCCCGCUUGAUGAAGGAGUUGAACAAUAUCCUCAAGCCGAUCGAAGCCGCUGGCGAUCGUCAAGCGGAGGCUGAUAUCUUCACGGAUUCGGAGGACGCGGAGAGCGACCCUGGUCAGACUGGACAUGAAACCUCGGAAAUCUCUGAGCCUUCGCCGAGAUCGACGUAUACACCUGAGAGCGUCGAGAUGACGCCAAACGUGCGAACCGGCAGCGCCGCCAAAACGAGACUCCGCUUCACGCCGCUACUGUCGAGCUGCCAACGGCGCAGCAAUGAGACGUCCACGAUCAAGAAGAAACGCACCUCUUUCAAGCUCACACCGCUCCGUCGCUCAACCCGAGUCGCGGCUGCGCGAUCGUCGCAAGCGACCAGCUACAUGGCCGUCGACAUCUAGAGUGCGGAACUGAUCGAAACUCCAUCGAUUUUACCGAAUCAUUUUCAAGAAUCGACGCUCCAUGGGCCUGUAACACUCUUCCUUUCAUCGCUAGAUGCUCGAUCCCUGCGCGUGGGAUCGAAUCGUUCAUAUACGAGUAUUUAUUUUUUAGACCCUAAGUGAUCCGGAAAUCGGGAAAAUGAUUCCCCGAUUGGAAAAGCAGCUUUUGUUUCGCUGUUACCGUAUUAUCAAUCUGAGUUGUUUGUGGUGAAUUUCCGUUCGAUCGGACUUAAAUGACACGUACAGACGGAAAUAAACGGGUUUCAUAACUUAACACCCUGAGAGUAA
Galendromus occidentalis (western predatory mite) is the source of this 1484-nucleotide messenger RNA. RefSeq lists its product as uncharacterized. The transcript is spliced from 10 exons. The record is from RefSeq and is a predicted model, not a curated record. The coding region runs from base 96 to 1157 and encodes 353 amino acids. Lineage: Eukaryota; Metazoa; Arthropoda; Arachnida; Mesostigmata; Phytoseiidae.